AUGAUUCGCAUUAUGUGGAAGUAUCAAAUGCGUGUUGCUAGUCGCACGGGUGCUUAUCUGAGCCGAAACUUGAACGGGCAGAGCUUGGUUCGUGCGCCUGUGCUGAUUCGCUAUUUUGCGUCGCAACAACAGCAGCGUCCCUCCGAUGGUGAACAGAUGAGCAAGGAGCAAGCUGAGCUUUUGCGCUUAUUGCGAGAAAGUGAAUCUCUGGAUAAUAAAAAGGCUUUUUCGCGUGUUCCAGAGCAGUCACUAGGUCUGGCUGGUGUGGCUCUGUCUCAAGGUGCAGCAUCAGCAAGCACCCGUCGCAUCGACAAAUGGACGGGCUUUGGUAAAAAGUGGCGCGACCUUAGUGGGGGGCAAAAAGCGGCGCGGGCGACUGUCAACACCUCGCGCUUUUUUGUUGUUAGUUUUGGUGCUCUGCUCACAUUUGUGGUGGGAUAUUCGCUCACAUCCGAGCUGUUUGCACGCAACAGUCCGACGGUAAUUUACAAUGAAGCUUGCAAGGUGAUCCAGAAAAGCGACAAGGUGCAUGAUCACUUGCUGGAGCCGUACCGAUUUCACACAUCGUUGGCUCAUGGCGACUUUUCGCCGCUGAAUCUGCCCUCGCACCCACACAAUGCGACGAAUUCAGUGCAUUCUUCGCGCUUCAUAGACCCGAGGUCGGGUCGCGAAACCAUGUUUCUUCACUUCUUUAUCGAAUCUCGUGAUAAAGAUAAGCCGCUCGGAUAUUGGCAGUUUGUGCGGUCGUCCAUCGUGUCUGGCGCGCAAUGGCUCAAGACACAGGCGAUCGAGGGCGGUAAUAAGGCCUAUGUGUGGUGGCAAGAGCAGACGCGGGAACCAACAGACGCUUCAUCAGACCAAGCCUUGGCACCUGAACCCAAGCUUCCUCCACAGCCAUGGUGGAUCACAAGAAAACUGCGCGGCGCCGUGCAUGGUGUGGGCGAAAUUAUUGGCAAGACGAGCGACGCCGUGGGUAUGUCAUCACUCGACUUUGCCGCAGCCAAGCCGGUGCCAGGCACAUGGACGAGUGGUGAAGUUUAUAUCGAGCUUGUGAAGGAUGACAAGGAUACCUUCCAGUACAAACACUUUACGAUUGAUAUCCCGAAUUCGCGGUCCCCGUUACGGCGCCGACUGCACUUGGAUCAGCGGCAUGACGGCGUGCCGAUUAGGUAG
Molecule: messenger RNA, 1173 nt
Organism: Malassezia restricta
Lineage: Eukaryota; Fungi; Basidiomycota; Malasseziomycetes; Malasseziales; Malasseziaceae
Product: mitochondrial import inner membrane translocase subunit TIM21
Exons: 1
Coding region: 1-1173 (390 amino acids)
Biological process (GO): protein import into mitochondrial matrix
Cellular component (GO): TIM23 mitochondrial import inner membrane translocase complex
Source: RefSeq, a predicted model, not a curated record